AUCUCAAAAAUAGUUUAGCGAGGAAAAUACGAAAUUCACAAUAUCAAAGGAAAUUAACUGGUCUCGGAUUCCGUCUUCCUAGUAAGUCAAAAUUCCUUCCGUCGGCGGCCGUCCUCCCGUCGCCGGAAGGAACGGCGAUCACAAAAUCUCCGCCGUAAUCGAGUACAAGGAUCUGCCGAUACACAAAUUUCAGACAGAAUUGCAUAUUUGCAUUUGAUAGAUCCAAAGCGGGAAAGGAAGGGGAGGAGAGAAAGCAGCAAAUCGGAAUCAUGAUAACGCGAUCGAAUUUGGCUGAGCAGCUGAGAGAGUAUCAGAUUCGAUCAAAGCACGAUUGGGCUUCCGUCUCUUUUUUCUCCUCCACCUCUAAUCUCACAUCUACAUCUACAAGGGCGGAUGUCGUCAUGUUUGUAAUAUGUGAACUGGUUAUUUUGGCACUCCUGGUUUUCUCUGUAGUUUCAUUGUACUUCACGCAUCUAAAGCUUGCAUUUAUCCUAGUAAGUGUUAGCUUGCUAUUGCUUGUAUGUGUGACAAUUGCAAAGCAAGUUACAGAAGCCAGGAAGAAGAAGCGAAGAAUGCUUCUUCCAUUGUCAAUGUAGAAGUGCUCGAUGGGGAAUCUUUUUGUUACGCCCAAUCAAUUUUUAAAUGUGAAAUCUCAGCUUAUAAUUCUGUCUUUUUUUUUUCCUUUUCUGAAUUCCUUUCGGCACAAGUAAUUGAAAUAGAGCCAAGCUGAUUAAAUGGUGCUGAUUUUGAGAUUGUUUGAUAUCAGUGCUGCUAUUUUGGUAGUAUACUUUGUGGGUGUUUGGGCUUGUUGAUAAAGCUUCAUGUAAGUUUAGCCUCAGUCCUAGAAUGUUAUUUUCCUGUACCUUCAUACUUAAAUCUCUAUUCAAUCUCAAAUUUUAUCAUCACAAUGGAAGGCAUUUGUUCUGUCAACAUUGGGUGGUAACCACAAGAACAUAUUGUUCCCAUAUUAUGAAGAAUAUUGAUCUUUGAUGUCUGCA
Molecule: messenger RNA, 998 nt
Organism: Solanum dulcamara
Lineage: Eukaryota; Viridiplantae; Streptophyta; Magnoliopsida; Solanales; Solanaceae
Exons: 2
Coding region: 270-596 (108 amino acids)
Source: RefSeq, a predicted model, not a curated record